UAUUUAUUCAUUCAUCCACUGCAUUAUGUUUUCCAAAACAAACAAAGUUUUACAAAAUAGGAAAAUAAAGACGAUAUGGCUCCAUAUCUAGUUCUUCUUCAAAGAGUUUUGCUCAGUUUAUUUCUUUUAUCAGGCGUAAAAUUCUCCGAAUCUGCAAGAAUUUUCACCAUAAUAAACAACUGCAAAGAGACAAUUUGGCCGGGCGUCUUCCCAGGCGACAACUUCAAUGGCGGCGGAUUUACUCUAAAAUCUGGCCAAUCCAUGGUUUUCACAGCACCAGUUAGUUUUUCAGGCAGAAUUUGGGGAAGAACAGGUUGCAAUUUUGACAAAAAUGGCAACGGCUCAUGUUUAACUGGUGAUUGUGGACCAUCUGUCAAGUGUUCAGGCACAGGAAAAACUCCUGCUUCUCUUGCCGAAUUUACCCUUGCUAAUCUCGAUUUUUACGAUGUUAGCCUUGUCGAUGGAUUUAACGUGCCUAUAAGUGUUACCCCUCUAAAUGGCAAAGGAAAUUGUAGUGUUGCUGGUUGUAAUGGAGAUUUAAGACAACAUUGCCCUUCUGAACUUGCAGUUAAGAAUAAUGGGAGAGUUAUUGGAUGCAGGAGUGCUUGUGAUGUGUUCAAUACGGAUGAGUAUUGUUGUAGGGGUAAUUAUGGAAAUCCAUCGACUUGUCAACCUACUUUUUAUUCUAAGAAAUUCAAAGAAGAUUGUCCAACUGCUUAUAGUUAUGCCUAUGAUGAUCCAACUAGCAUUUUUACAUGCUCAGGGACUGAUUAUGUUGUUGCUUUUUGCUCCUCAAGGAAGAAACCAGUAUGCACAUACCAUGAUCACAAGCUCGUUUGCAGUGGAUCAAACGGUUUAACAUCAUCGAUAAGCAAUUGGUGGAUAGUAAUUCUUGGAUUAACCCUCAUAGCCAAUUUUAAGAUGAUCAUCUUUUAAUAUGUAUAAAUUGAAUUCUUUUGACUUUUUUUUCCUGAGGAAGUUAUCCUCGUUUUUACUUCUUUUUCCCGUCAAAAACUAUUGUUGCAAAGUUCAUGCUAUUUAUUUAUUAUUAAUUUAUGGGUAUAAGCUUUGGCCUUUAUCCCAUGCUAAUGAGUGUACAAUUUUAAAAAUCAUAUAUAUUAAUAAACAAUAUGCUUGAAUUAUUAUAUAAAUGAUAAAGGAAAAAAUGUCUUAUUAUGA
Messenger RNA from Solanum dulcamara, 1179 nucleotides. RefSeq names its product pathogenesis-related thaumatin-like protein 3.5. Bases 76 to 936 code for a protein of 286 amino acids. Gene Ontology annotation, cellular component: extracellular region. The transcript has 3 exons. The record is from RefSeq and is a predicted model, not a curated record. Gene Ontology annotation, biological process: defense response. NCBI's taxonomy places the organism in Eukaryota, Viridiplantae, Streptophyta, Magnoliopsida, Solanales, Solanaceae.